AUGCCGCCAGCCAAUCCAGGCCCGGCGUCCCUCAACCUUGGGCUUUCUGCCGCAUCUAUAUCCAGCUCUGUUGUCCACAUGGCUGGGCCACCCGUCAUACAUGAAGGACAGACCAGCAUCCAGCUGAACCAGACCCGUCGCAGUCUUCUACUCGAUGAGAUGGGUACUACAUUCCAAGAGCUUGAAGCCUCCAUUCUCGCCCUCUGCCUCCAGUUCAACCCUCCCAGAAACCUGAGUUUGAACAAGAAAUCUGACAAGCAUAGCAAAGAAUCCAUGUUUGGCUUGUUCAAAAGACGACACCUAGCGCACCAGCAACCCCCUGAGAGCAGCAGUCCUGGUCAGCAGGACAGUGGCCAGCAUUUGCUCCCUGAGUCUCUUCAGGAGGUCAGAAACAAAUUUGAGGCCCUAAAAGCCCAGUACACGGCGUUGGUGAAGGUGAUACAGUCGUCUUUGAACGACGCCGGCCAGACAACUCCUACACGUCCGUCUACGGUUGAAGAGGAACACCAUGUCCAUAUCCCACGAACGACUUCGCCUACAACACGCAAAUCAUACCGCGACUCUGUUGCCACCACAGCCAGUGACAGCUUCGUUGAAUGGUUCGACGCUGUCGAUGAAGGCCCCCAAGAGUUCGUCCUGGACGUGCCUUCUGAGCCGCCUAGCCGAAUACUCUCCGUCGACAGCGAGGCAACUACUGAUACCUCCAGCGUCGACACCGAUCUUGAAGAGCCAACCGCCGUCACUUCACCCAUGAUGGAGAGCUUGCCUGCUCUGCCAAGUCAAGUGCACGUCGUCCGUAGAACUCAAUUACCAUGCCUGGCGCCGAGUGACGAAGGAAGCUUAUUUGCUAUACUCAAAAAGAAUGUCGGGAAAGACCUCUCAACCAUCGCGUUCCCGGUGACCUUCAAUGAGCCAUUAACAAUGCUUCAAAGGGCUGCUGAAGAGGUCGAAUAUUACCACCUUUUGGAUGAGGCUGCCCGUGCGACAGAUCCAAUCGCCAGGAUGUCAUACGUGGCUGCAUUCGCAGUAUCUAGUUAUGCGCAUACCAGGCAUCGGACCGGUCGUAAAGGAUUUAAUCCGAUGUUGGCUGAGACCUUCGAAGACGUCCGAAUGAAGUUCAUAGCAGAGAAAGUCCGUCAUAACCCCCUUGAAAUUGCGUAUCAUGCGGAAGGACAAAACUGGGAGCUAAGCGCAACAACCUUUGGCAAGACCAAGUUCUGGGGAAAGAGCUUGGAGAUCAUUCCGCUCGGAACGAAUCGCCUCAAAAUAGGAACAGAUGUCUAUGUUUGGAAGAAGCCAUCUUCUUUCGUGCGGAAUCUCAUGGUCGGGACGAAAUACCUGGAACAUUGUGGCAAAAUGACCAUCGAAAAUACCGCAACUGACCUACGUUGCGUUGUGGAUUUCAAGCAGAAUGGAUACUGGGGACCCACCAACGUUGUGUCGGGAACAAUACACUCCGCCGAGGGCGACGUUGCUGCUCAACUGGAAGGCAAGUGGGACGACCAAGUGUCUCAAAUGCUCGAUGCGUCGACUUUCCACGUCCUCUGGAAGAUAGCGCAGUUCCCGAAGAAUGCUCCCGAAUGCUACGGAUUUACGGCCUACAGCAUUACUCUCAACGAAUUGACGAGCGAUCUCACUGGCUACCUUCCUUCGACCGAUUCUCGGUACCGUCCAGAUGUCAGGGCACUCGAGAACGGCGAACUUGAUCUGGCGGAAGAAGAGAAGCUACGGGUUGAACAACUGCAGCGCGAUAGAAGAAACAGGGGCGAAGAAUGCCAACCGAGAUGGUUUAAGCAAGUUGGAGAGUCAGAGUGGCAAUACAAAGGCGGUUACUGGGAAGCGCGGGCUUGCAGAUGGAAAGGAGAGAAUAUCCGACCCCUUUGGUAG
Molecule: messenger RNA, 1887 nt
Organism: Cyclocybe aegerita
Lineage: Eukaryota; Fungi; Basidiomycota; Agaricomycetes; Agaricales; Hemipholiotaceae
Source: the annotation of a GenBank genome assembly